UUCAUUGAUAUGUGGCUGCUAUGUGGUAUUGUGUGAAUAUUGGGCAUAGAAAUGCAUACACAAUAGUGCCAAGUGUUUUCUCCAUCUAAUGUAAAAAAAGACAUGAUUACAAAACACCAAUGUUAAUAGUAACAGUGUGAAUGUCUAUUGUUAAAGUUCAUUAAAAACCAAUUCGAUUGGAAUAAAAAUUGCAGGGAAAAAGACAUAAACUAAUGACAUAUUGUCAGCAAAUCAAAUUGUGUUGUGUGGUUUUGUGCACUUUUAUAUUUUACUCAUACAAUUAACUUAAUUCCAUCACACAGUGACAGUAUUUCAUUUUUUUUUCUUCAUAUCUUUGAUGUAUUGUACGGGUUAUUCGAUAGCAAAGGCAAUAAAACCACAUAGAUUGUGUGAAAAGAAAAGCGACUCUCAAAGUCAGUGUAAGAAUAUAAUGAACGUGGCUACAUUAAUGUGUUUUUAGCGCAGGUUGACAUUUUCGGAUUUUCUAAUGAAAAAAAAUGUUAAAUUAGUUUUUUUAGUCAUUGUUGGGAUACGUUUUAAAACAAUUUCUUCCUCUAUUUUAUUUCAAUUCUUCUCUACGAUGUUAGUUUAUUCGUUUUAAUAGUGACACAUUUGCGCAAUUGAUUUUUUUUUUUCUUUCUACAAUGAGAAAAGAAAAAAAUUGAAAGACUUGUGAUUUAAAGUGAAAAAAGACGAAAUUGUGGGCGAAAUAGUUUGUUUUCGGUUAAUUGUUGGAUUUGUAGAGUGUGUUGGUGGUGGUGUUCGGGUAAAUACAGAUGGAGAUAUGGCUGAAGCAGUGGCUAAAACAAAUUCGGUCGCAAACAAUGCCAAACCAGACAAUCGAAAUGAUGUGGAGAUGAAAGGAUUUUUACUAAAAUGGACAAACUACAUUAAAGGCUAUCAACGGCGUUGGUUCGUUUUAUCCGGUGGAAUUUUAUCUUACUACAGAAACCAGGCUGAAAUGAGCCAAACUUGUCGCGGAACGAUUUCAUUACAUAGCGCACUCAUACAUACAGUUGAUUCAUGUACAUUUGUCAUUACGAACGGCGGAACGCAAACGUUUCACAUCAAAGCGGGCAACGAAGUCGAACGUCAAAAUUGGGUGACGGCACUUGAAUUAGCCAAAGCGAAAUCAAUCCGAGCUAUUGAAAUCGACGAAGAGGAGGACGACAAGAACGUAUUAUCGGUACCCAGUCAAGAAUUGAAUGCUGCCAUUACGGAGCUUUCAUCGAAAUUGGAAAAUUUACGAACUUGCAACGAUCUUAUAUCGAAAAACGGUCGAGCAUUACAAAACGCAUUGACUGAAUUGGAGAGUGGCGACGAUUUGGCGAGCAAAACCAAACAAGUCACUGAGCGUGCGACACUAUUUCGUAUUUCUUCGAAUGCCAUGAUCAACGCUUGCAGUGAUUACCUUCAUACAGCUGAAAGUCAAGGGCAUAAGUGGUCAAAAAUGUUACAACACGAACGUGAUCAACGGCAACAAUUACAAGAAAUGGUCGAACAAUUGGCAAGACAGCAUUCACAUUUGGAAGCAGCUGCACAUCGUCAUCGGCCAAAUCCGGUGAGUUCGACAACAUCUGAUGAUGACGAAAAUGAAUUUUAUGAUGCACAAGAACUGUCAGAGACCGACGGAACGUUCUGUCUUAAAAUGCCAACACGAAGCAUGAAUGACAUUAACGGAGGUAGCUCCUCUGAAAGCGAAGAACUAAAUAGCUGUGAAACCGAGCCGCAAUCAAAUAAAUCCCUACAAAUUCCUGUACAAUCGAAAAAUAAUGAUUCAACGCCUUCAGUCGAAGCAACAAAUCAAAUUAGCAAUGCCGUUGUAAAUAAAAUCGGUCGCAAGCCAAGACGUACACGUAUCAAGGAGAAGCCAAAUCAUUCGGUUAAUUUGUGGUCAAUUAUGAAAAAUUGUAUAGGAAAGGAUUUAUCAAAAAUUCCAAUGCCCGUCAACUUCAAUGAACCUAUUUCUAUGUUACAACGUUUAACCGAAGACUAUGAAUAUACUGAUUUACUUGAUAGAGCCGCCGCUUGUACAGAUCCAUGUGAACAAUUGGCUUAUGUUGCCGCAUUCACAGUAUCAUCUUAUUCGACGACGAUCAAUCGUAUAGGAAAACCUUUCAAUCCCUUAUUAGGCGAAACAUUUGAAUGUGAUAGAACCGAUGAUUUGGGUUGGCGUUGUAUAGCCGAACAAGUAAGCCACCAUCCACCGAUGGCUGCAAUGCAUUGUGAAGGUAAAGAAUGGGCUUGCUGGCAAGAAUUCACAAUGACAUCGAAAUUUCGUGGAAAAUAUUUGCAAGUAAUUCCAUUGGGCAAUGCAUAUGUGGAAUUUAAUAAGUCCGGCAAUCGAUAUGGUUGGCGUAAGGUAACAACAACAAUUCACAAUAUUAUUGUGGGUAAAUUAUGGGUCGAUCAUCACGGCGAUAUGAACAUAAUGGGAAGGAAUUCGGCCAAAGGAUACAAGUGUCAUUUGAAAUUUAUUCCAUAUUCGUAUUUUUCAAAAGAUUCACAACGAAAAGUUAAAGGUGUCAUAACAAAUCCGAAUGGUCAAGCCAAAUUCGUUGUCAAUGGAAAUUGGGAUGGUAAAGUAGAAUAUGCGGCAGUAACCAGCGUUAGUGGAUCCGCUGAUAAUCCAGUAUAUCAAACUGGUAAUUAUACGACAAUUUGGACACGUCGUUUACCACCACCGGACAGUGAUAAAUAUUACAAUUUCACUGAACUUGCUUGCCAAUUGAAUGAAAUGGAAGAAGGUGUUGCACCCACCGAUUCAAGACUUCGACCCGAUCAACGUCUCAUGGAAGAGGGUCGCUGGGAAGAAAGUAAUCAAGAAAAAAUUAGGCUUGAAGAGAAACAACGUUCCACACGCCGAAAACGUGAAGCCGAAGCUGAAUCAGCUGCAUCGAGUAAAAGUGCAUAUACCCCAUAUGAACCAUUAUGGUUUAAAAAGGUCAAAGACGAGGAUUGCGAAGGUUUCGAUCAUUUGAUGCACGUUUAUAAGGGCAAUUACUGGGAAGCAAAAAGGAACGGCGAUUGGAAACAAUGUCCAAACAUUUUCUAGUAUUCAUUUACAAUUGCUUGAACCAUUUCAAAUAUUUAAAAGAGAAACAAAAAAAAAAA
Contarinia nasturtii (swede midge) is the source of this 3114-nucleotide messenger RNA. It is a transcript of the gene Osbp, whose product is annotated as oxysterol-binding protein 2. The record is from RefSeq and is a predicted model, not a curated record. NCBI's taxonomy places the organism in Eukaryota, Metazoa, Arthropoda, Insecta, Diptera, Cecidomyiidae. The transcript is spliced from 9 exons. Gene Ontology annotation, cellular component: membrane; intracellular membrane-bounded organelle; cytosol. Gene Ontology annotation, molecular function: sterol binding. The coding region runs from base 785 to 3055 and encodes 756 amino acids.